GGAUAAUGGUGGGGCAGGGAGAAGAAUCCCAUGGAUAAUGAUGAGGAAGGGAGAGGAAUUCCAUGGAUAGUGAUGAGCCAGAGGGAUCCCAUGGAUAAUGGUGAACGAGAGAGGGAUCUCAUGGAUAAUGGUGAGCCAAAGGGAUCCUGUGGAUAAUGGUGAGUCAGGGCCAGGAAUUCCAUGGAUAACAGGGAUAGGGACUCCUGCUCUAGAGAGGGGCUGGAUUUGAAGGCGACUUCCAACAGGAAGAGGAACACAGGGGAUGAGGGAAAACACCCGGACCAUGAAGGCGGCGCUGGCGCUCCUCCUCCCUCUGGCACUCGCCCUGGCACCGGUGGCGAGCGGGCAGCGCCGGAAACCCCCCCGCAGACCCACCCGGCCUCCCGCACCCUUCGAGGAGCCCGCGGAGCCCACGGAGCUGCCCCCUCCCCUCCCUCCGGGCCCUCCUUCCAUCUUCCCCGACUGUCCCCGGGAGUGUUACUGCCCGCCCGAUUUCCCGUCGGCGCUGUACUGCGACAGCCGCAACCUGCGCACGGUGCCCGUGAUCCCGCCCCGCAUCCACUACCUGUACCUGCAGAACAACUUCAUCGCCGACCUGCCCGAGGAGUCCUUCCGCAACGCCACCGGCCUCAAAUGGGUCAACCUGGACAACAACCGCAUCCGCAAGGUGGACAGGAAGGUGCUGGAGAAGCUGGAAAAUCUCAUUUUCCUCUACAUGGAGAGGAAUCAGCUGAAGGAGGUGCCCGCCUUUCUGCCGCCCAACCUGGAGCAGCUGCGGCUCAGCAGGAAUCAGAUCUCCAGGAUCCCCGCCGGUGUUUUCAACAAGCUGGAGAACCUGGUGCUGCUGGACCUGCACCACAACAAGCUGAGCGAUGGUGUCUUCAACAAGAACACCUUCAAGGGGCUCAAGAACCUCAUGCAGCUCAACCUGGCUCACAACAUCCUGAGGAAGAUGCCCCCCGGCGUGCCCAGCGCCAUCCACCAGCUCUUCCUGGACAGGAACAACAUCGAGGACAUCCCCAGCGAUUAUUUCAAGGAGUUUCCCAACCUGGCCUUCAUCCGACUCAACUACAACCAGAUCUCGGAUAAGGGGCUGCCCAAAAAUUCCUUCAACCUCACCAACCUGCUGGUGCUGCACCUGGCGCACAACAAGCUCACCAACGUGCCCUUCAUCAGCCCCAAGCUGGAGCACCUUUACCUGAACAACAACUCCAUCGAGAAAAUCAACGGCACUCAGAUCUGCCCCACCUCGCUGAUGUCCAUCCAGGAUUUCUCGCCCUCCGACCUGGACAGCGUGCCCCGGCUGCGUUACCUGCGGCUGGACGGGAACCUGCUCAAGCCUCCCAUCCCUCUGGAUCUCAUGCUGUGUUUCCGCCUGCUCCAGUCCGUGGUGUUUUAGUCCCGUCCUGCCUCUCCCAGGCCCGGCUUAACUCGGACAUUUCCCCCCACUAUCCCCCGGCGGCGUUUGACACGUGGGACCCUCUCUCCUCCCUCUCCCCCUGCUCUCUGCUCUCCUCCAUCCCUCUCCCCGUCCCUUUUCCUCCCCUGCAGGACACUCGUGGCUCCCUGGGGACACUCCUGUCCCGGCUGCCACCCUUGUCCUUGUCCCCCAGGCCAAGCCCGGAGCCGGCUCCGUCUCUCCCUUGGCACCCGGCAGAGUUCGGGGGGUUUGGGUUCGGUCCGGAUGGGGCUGGGGGCGUGUCCCUGCUCCUGGGGACGGUUCCCGGUGGAUUUUGGAGCCGGAAGUGGAAGGAGGAUGGACAAUGUGGCCAUCACAAGGGAUGGGGACACUCCUGUCACCCUGGCUCUUCUGGAGAGCUUUGGCUCCGCAUUUCUCUGGAGCGGGAGGAUCGAAAUUCCUCCUGGAGCUGGGGAUUUGCUGGGAUGGAGCAGGGAGGGGAUCCUGGAUCCUGUGUGGGCCACACCUUCCCACACCCCCCUGGGCAAGACCAGGCCCUGCCCGGCUUCAAAUCCCCCAUCCCAGCAGCGAUCCAUGGGGUCACAGCCCCACCCCAAAAUCCUGAAUCCUUCCCUCUGAGCUGGGGGGGACACAGACACAUCCAUGGGGUCACAGCCCCAUCCCAAAAUCCUGAAUCCUCCCCUGUAAAAUCUGAGGGUACAGGGACACAUCUGUGGGGUCACAGCCCAUCCCAAAAUCCUGAAUCCUUCCCUCUGAGAUCUGAGGAUUCAGGGCCACAUCCACGGCUCAGUUUCUCUCUGGAGCCAAUCACACACGACUGGGUUUUGCCUUUUUUAUUAGAAAUAAAAGGAAGGGGAAAGAAAA
Molecule: messenger RNA, 2284 nt
Organism: Sturnus vulgaris (Common starling)
Lineage: Eukaryota; Metazoa; Chordata; Aves; Passeriformes; Sturnidae
Source: RefSeq, a predicted model, not a curated record